UCGUGGCCCGUAUUUUACCUCGCAGUAAAAGAAUGUGGCGUGAUCCGAACGUAGUGGGGGUCGCCUUCCAGAAAAAACGAAAAAAAUCGAAAGGCGUUCAGAACUUUUCGAGAAGUCGAACCGUCAACACAUGUGGCGCUUGGCCAUGGAUCGCUGCAUUAGGUUUUCGUAAUCCCCGAAACCCAGACAAACCACUAUGGAAGUGCGGAGGUUCCCUGAUAUCGGCUAGGCAUGUUUUGACCGCAGCACAUUGUGCACAUAUGGAUGGAAUAGAAAACAUACACAAUCAUAAUAUUGUCAUUCUUAGAUUGGUGGAGGAGGUGCCAUUUUCGAGGUACGUAUAUCCCAUUUGUACGAAAGAGCAACUUCGUCGGCUAUAACCCCCUUGUUGCUGGAUCGGGAGCAUUAAGAUAUAGACGACCACGACGUAAUGCAUUAAUGGAAGUACAAAUGCCAGUGAUUAAGAACGCCGAAUGCAAAAUAGCUUAUUCCAAAUUUCCUAAUGCACCUGAUAUCACUGAUGGUAUAAUAUGCGCCGAACAUGCUCAGGGUGGAGAGGAUUCUU
Bombus huntii is the source of this 565-nucleotide messenger RNA. Its product is annotated as venom serine protease Bi-VSP-like. Gene Ontology annotation, molecular function: serine-type endopeptidase activity. Bases 33 to 380 code for a protein of 115 amino acids. Gene Ontology annotation, biological process: proteolysis. The transcript has 4 exons. The record is from RefSeq and is a predicted model, not a curated record. Lineage: Eukaryota; Metazoa; Arthropoda; Insecta; Hymenoptera; Apidae.